AACGUUGUUAGGCUUCAAGGUCAAGUCGACUUGAAGGUCAAGUAAACGUAGUAUUGGGAUUUUUGGCCCUAUGCUAGAGUUUCAGUCUUCAGGACACCAUAUGGGUUCUGUCCUCUUAGAAGGUCAUAUCUCUGAUAAUGGACAAUAUACUGGAGACAAUUUGACGUUACUUGACGAACCAAUUCGUGAUACAAUUUUUAGAUCAGCCCGCGCUGUUGGUCAAAAGUUUGCUUACGUCCUAGUUCCACGCCAAGGACAGGGGUUGUUGAAAGAAUGGGAUUUGUGGGGUCCGUUAGUGUUAUGUCUUAUCAUGUCAGCGCUCUUGCAUAGUAGCUCAAACUCAGAAAGUUCCGGACAUGGCGGACCAGAGUUUGCCCAGGUCUUCAUUAUUUUCUGGCUGGGUUCAGCAGUUGUGACUUUGAAUUCUAAAUUACUCGGUGGUGCAGUAUUUUUUAGUUGUUUUUGUAUUGUUUACCAAGAAACAUAGGAGUUCAGUUUGGAAACUUCAAUAGUCAUUCCUACAAACCGUAUGCGUUUUGGGGUAUUGUAUUUUGCCUCUUGUUAUUGGUUUGGUUAUAUGUCGAUUACUGUUGCUUGCAAGUUCUACUUCUGUGUUUGUUUUUAUCAUACGAUUAUUCAUUGUUAUUUCUGGGUUGGUUUAUUCAUCUUAUGCAUCCUUUAUUUUUGUCCAUCCCGCAUUGCCAAAAAAUCGUGUUGCUCUAUCUGUAUAUCCAAUAGUUUUAUUUUAUGUAUUUCUUUCAUGGCUUGUAAUAUCAGUUGCGUAAUUUUUCGAGAUUAUGAUCUUCAUCUGAUUUUGUAAUUUUCUAGUAUUGUAUACUUCUGUUCAGCAACAUCUAUUGUGAUACUACUGAUGAGAAAAUAUUACUCUGUACAUUACUAUCUGUUACUGAUCUUUUAAAACUCUUAUUCUUAUAUAACCUGUCUUUUAUAGUGUUUUGUCAACUUAUAGACCAAUCGCUUGUUAAACCCACUCAUCGGGUAAUCUCUGUUACAUUUGUCUGAAUACAAAUAUUUGUUAGUAUUUUCUAUCUGCAACAAAUAGCAUUCCUAAAAUUUGGAGUUAUUGUUUUCAGUGUUUCAUUUAAACCCCAAAUCGCAUUAGUUGUGGUUGGUUUAUUGAGUACUUAUUAUUAUUUCAUUAAGACUAAAUGUUUGUGUUGUAACGUGUGACUGCAGGUUAUGAUAAGCAGCGUUUAUGUCGAUCGAUCACAGUAACACGGAAAACACGUAUGGACGACCUUGUGCCCUGAUUGACCCUGCUUCCCUGUCUAACCCAGCCAGUUGAGUCCAGAACACAAGUCACAGCCUCUGAGUUAUGAAUCAUUUUAUUUCAGACAUACUCUAUUUAUAUACCAAACAAACAAACCACGUACCAUAAAAUAGAAAACAACAUUUACAAAAUAUUUAACAAGUGAAAUAAACAUCGACCAAUGGGAAAUGUCCAUUUAAAGUCCAGGGUCACCGUUAGACUUAACACGAUAAUUAUUGGUAUAUUAUUCUGCAUCCAUAACAGUUUGUAAAUCAAUAUGGGUCUUUGGACACCAAGAUUCUAUAUUUCCUCUGCAAGUAUGUAACUUGUGGGACAGUUUUACUUAUGUAAUCGAAACCUCUGUCAUUAGCCAUCAAAGUCUGUUCGUUCAGGUUGCAGCUGAGUUGACGUACACCCAGAUCUUACAUGGGUAAUAAUAUCAUGCCACGGUUAAAAGUGAUGACCAAAAUUGUGUGUAUUUGUCACCCUGAAGUUUCUCUGAAAAAAUAAUGAGUAUUUCAUUGAAAGCAUUGAAACUAACGGUCCAUUUUAUUUUAAUGUCAACACUUAGGUCUCCAUCAUGACUGAUAAUCAGAAUAUGACAUUAAUCUCCAUCAAACUACUGGUUAUUGUAUUAUUCUGUUAUGUAGUUACCCAUCUUUUUGAACUCUAUGUAAUGAGCAUCUUUUGGUAAUGGCUGCUUGUUCCCUUUAUCUCCACGUUAGUUCGGUGGGGCAUCUUUGGUUAUUCAGAUAAGUGACUACUGUUUACUUCGUCACUGUUAGAUUUUGAUAAUAUUUUCAACUCAUUCAUUCCACUUAAUUAAAAAGUAGUUGUGAUUCUCUCUUAAUUAGAAAUAACGGGACUCAGUUAAUCACUUUAUAACUUGCUCUUGAGUAAAUGAUCACUUUUUAAAAAAAAGUCAGUCAGUCAGUCAGUAACAAAGUAGAACUUCGUACGUAUGUAC
Messenger RNA from Schistosoma haematobium, 2237 nucleotides. It is a transcript of the gene YIPF6, whose product is annotated as Yip1 member 6. The transcript is spliced from 7 exons. Bases 71 to 487 code for a protein of 138 amino acids. The record is from RefSeq and is a predicted model, not a curated record. Gene Ontology annotation, biological process: endoplasmic reticulum to Golgi vesicle-mediated transport. NCBI's taxonomy places the organism in Eukaryota, Metazoa, Platyhelminthes, Trematoda, Strigeidida, Schistosomatidae. Gene Ontology annotation, cellular component: trans-Golgi network; membrane.